This is a messenger RNA of Mirounga angustirostris (Northern elephant seal), 718 nucleotides long. Its product is annotated as beta-defensin 103A-like. The transcript has 2 exons. Bases 416 to 619 code for a protein of 67 amino acids. NCBI's taxonomy places the organism in Eukaryota, Metazoa, Chordata, Mammalia, Carnivora, Phocidae. The record is from RefSeq and is a predicted model, not a curated record. Gene Ontology annotation, cellular component: extracellular region. Gene Ontology annotation, molecular function: CCR6 chemokine receptor binding; chemoattractant activity. Gene Ontology annotation, biological process: cell chemotaxis; defense response to bacterium.
AAGAGAGCUUAGAAGUGCCAAAGUGGAGGCAAGGCAGCUCCCAACUACAUGCCCUGGGAAUGCUCCCAAGAGGAGAGGGUCUUUGCCACCUAUACCUAUAACCAGCUCCGAGCCGGACCUGGACGUGCUCCUGGAGCCUAGAGGGCAUCAGGAUAGCUGUGUGCUCACAUCAGGCUUGCUUCACCCUUCAGGUUUGCAAUUAUCUCAGGGUGAGUGGGCGUGGUCUGUGGGGUAAGAGACACUGGCAUGAAGCAUCAGGAAACACGUCAUAUUGUCAUCAUUGCACUAUUAGAGGAAUUGCAGCCGCUGCUUACUUGUACCCAUGGCUGUGUGUCCUGCAAUCCUUAUAAAGUAGACGAGCACACCUUGCCAUCAGUGUUAGGUUGGUGUCAGUGCGCUGCGAAGCCUGUCGGCCAUGAGGAUCUGUUACCUUCUCCUCCUGUUGCCCUUCCUGUUCUUGAUGCCCGUUCCAGGAAAUGGAGGAAUUAUAAAUACCCUGCAGAGGUAUUAUUGCAGAAUAAGGAGCGGUCGGUGUGCUCUGCUUACCUGCCUGCCAAAGGAAGAGCAGAUAGGCCGCUGUUCUUCCGCGGGCCGAAAAUGCUGCCGAAGAAAGAAAUAAAAAAAAAAAUCCAGAAACGUGAUGGGAACGUUGUAAAGUGUGAAAAUGCCUCCCGGAAGUUUAUAGAAGAAAAAUCAAAUUAAAUAUUUUUUUCAAAAG